UCCCACUGGAGCUGGGUGUGUUGGGUGGGUGCCGCCCUCUGUAGGCCCCACUUUCCCAGGAGAGUGCUUGCUACGCAGACUGCUGUCUGUGUACAUUAGCUCUUAGGAUUAGGAGUCUGCCCAGCCACCCCACCUCCAGCACCCCCACCAGAACCAUCUUCUGAAACCUCUGAGGUUAGGGAAUAAUCUGUCAGCCCACCGAGAGAAGCACUGAAGUUUGCACGUCAUCACUGAUGCCAGCUGUUGGUUGCAUAGGCCGCCUCUCUGGCAGUUCCCAGAGAUGGCAACUGACCUCUUACUCCCUAGUCCUCUCCUGGCACAAAACUGUUAGCCUGCAGCUAUCUAGAAACUAACACCCGGAUUAAAAUGCGUGUGUGCUUUUGGAAUCUUAGGACCAAAACUAUGCACUUGGGCACAGAAGGCAGAGACCGGCUGCCCUGACAAGCCUGGGAGUGCCCUCUGGGCUGGAGGCCUGUCCCAGGCCGUCUUUGGAGGCCAUGGACAGUAUGUGGUUGUGGGGUUGUUCUGGAGGUGCUGGUGGAAGUCUUGGAGCCUAAACGACCACCAUGCUCUGUAAGAAAUGUUUCUGCCACCUAUCAAGUUUCCUUGUCCGCCCUGAGUCCACAGCCAUCCAGUUCCCGAGUGCAGCCAGUGGGGGGUGGUGGUUGAUGCGUCCUGCUAGGCUGUGGGCACAGGGCAUACUGAGUUUAUCCACGUUUGCCUAUGUUCCGAGCUAAUCUAGGACUGUAACCAUCACACAACCUGGUGAUGGACUCAGGUUUGCCCAGAAAAGCGUAUCUGAUGGAAAGGUAUUUUUUGGAGGUGUGAGCAAUUGAUAAUCCUCCUUGAGAACUGCAGGGCCUGUUCCAGUGUGUGAAACUUUGAUGUGGUGCUUUGUAAUUGUUGAAUUGUUAGUUUAUUCAACACACAUUUGGAAUUUAAGUUGAUGGUAAAGAUUUCUUACUCAUUCCGAAUUAGAGCUGUGAUGACAAAAUACUGCCUUGCUUGCAAUAAUCAUUCAUUAAAACAACUGAUGGCUAAUAUUUCUUAUGUAAUUAUAUGGCAGCGACUGCUCUGUUAGGUAGAUAGCAAGUUUCGUUUUUAAUUUUUAAAACUUUAAGGACUGGUAUUAUGGUAAGUGAAAGCGAAGUGGCUUACAGGCCUGGGGACGUGGCCCAGUGGCCAGGGUGCCAGAGACCCCGGGUUUCAUCCCCAGCACCGCAAAACAAAAACAAAACACCAAGUGACUGGCUGGAAUCACCCUCGCCGCCCCGCCCCUGUCCCAGACAGCCCUCUUUGUGAGUCCAGAAUGUGGCACUGCCAGAUUGACCCGUGAUUUCUUUCCCACCAUCUUAAAAAGAUUUUCUCUCCAACAUACAAGGGCUCCGCCGAUGACUUAGGAACCAUCCGCCUCCCCUUGGCGCCCGCUCCCCGCUUCUGAUGGACUAAGCGCGACCUCCGGCCACGGGAGGGCCAGCCGGGCGCCAGCUCCCGCCCUCCUGGCGGCCGGGCACUUUGUCUCUUGCAUUCAACAGCCGGAGCCACCAGCCCGGCGCGGCGCGGGACCUGGCAGGCCCGUCCUUUACGAGCGCUCGGGGCUCCUCCUCCGGCCGCCCGGCCCGCGCGCCUCCGCGGUGUGGACCCGGCGGCGCCCGCAGGCUCCAGCCUCAGAGCACCGGGCUAAGGGGAGCCCCGGCCGCAGGCGGGAAGGGGUGGGAGGCUCCUGCGCGGGAAGCCCCAGGGCUUGGGCGCAGGGAUGUGAGGAAGCCGGCGAUGCUGCGGCUGGACGCAGGGGACCCAUGAUCCGCCCGCUCCGCAGCACCAUGCCUUUCCCGCCGAUGCCGCCGCCGCCCCCCGCCCCAGCCUCCGGGAUCCCCGCCGCGCGCCCACUGCCCGGGAAGCUCUGCGCGCCGCCCUCGUCCUCACCGCCCGCCGCCGCCGCGGGGGAGAAGAAGAGGAGGCCCCCCGAGAGGCCCGAGGUGCUCCUCUCCAGCUCCUGGCCCUCGGCCACCCUGAAGAGGCCGCCCGCCCGGCGCGGCCCCGGCCCUGGCCCCGGCAGGACACAGCCGCCGACCCCUGCGCGCGCCCCUCUCCAGGCCUCGCCCGGCCGCGCGGGGAACGCGGCCACCAGCGCCACGCCCCGGCUCGCUGGCUCGGGCGCGGCGGGGACCACCUUAACCGGGGCGGGGGCCGGGCCCGACGACGGCAUGCGCUUUUCCUUGAGCCUCACCCCCGAGGCCAUCCUGGUCAUCCAGAGGCGCCACCUGGAGAAGCAGCUGCUGGCGCGGCCCCGAAGACCCUUCCCCUCGCCCCCCGCCGACCCCAGGCGCCCGCCCGCACCGGGCCCCCGGGCCAGGGCCACCGGUCUGCGGAGGGGCGGCGCCACCAGCGGUCCUGAGGCGCCCCUGGCCACAGGCCCUGGGCUCCGAACGCCGCCCCGCGUCCAGCUGUUGCCUGGCGGCCUACAAACCCCAGUGCCCGGUCCGCGACCCGCCGACCUGCGCCCGGUGCUCAAGGUGUCGCUGCUCAACGAGCGGCACAAGUACGACGACGUGGAGUACGAGGAGGAGACUGAGGUGGUGGACGAGGGACUGGUACGCAAGUGCACCGAGUGGCUGCGUGGCGUGGAGUCGGCGGCUGCUGCGCGGGACCGCACAGGGCGCCUGGACACGCUGCCGCACCUGAGCACACUGUGAGCCGGCAGGGCCUGGUGCUGCAGGACCUGGCG
Messenger RNA from Sciurus carolinensis (gray squirrel), 2728 nucleotides. RefSeq names its product proline rich 18 (gene Prr18). The record is from RefSeq and is a predicted model, not a curated record. The transcript has 2 exons. NCBI's taxonomy places the organism in Eukaryota, Metazoa, Chordata, Mammalia, Rodentia, Sciuridae. Bases 1800 to 2696 code for a protein of 298 amino acids.